This is a messenger RNA of Linum tenue, 301 nucleotides long. The record is from the annotation of a GenBank genome assembly. Lineage: Eukaryota; Viridiplantae; Streptophyta; Magnoliopsida; Malpighiales; Linaceae.
AGAGCAUAUGCAGCAUUUGCAGGAGGUGUUCGCCUUGGCGAAAACGGAGCUGAAGAUGAGCUCGGCAUAUCAUCCCCAGACAGAUGGGCAGACUGAGGUGGUGAACAAGAUACUGGAGCAGUACCUGCGGUGUUUUGCUCACCAGCAGCCGCGCCGUUGGCUCGCUAUGCUGCCAUGGGCUGAGCUGUGGUAUAAUACCACAUACCACCGAUCUAUCCAGAUGUCUCCCUUCGAGGCUCUCUACGGGAGGACGCCACCGAUGCUGGUCCGGUACCAGUCAGGGGCGAGUGCAGUGGAUGUG